Molecule: messenger RNA, 893 nt
Organism: Pisolithus orientalis
Lineage: Eukaryota; Fungi; Basidiomycota; Agaricomycetes; Boletales; Pisolithaceae
Exons: 5
Coding region: 136-744 (202 amino acids)
Source: RefSeq, a predicted model, not a curated record
CUUUGUGUGUGCGAACGAUCAUGCACUACAUUAUUUCCUCUUCCUCGUUGUCAACCCCCUCGCACGUAACGUCGAACGGCUCGACAUCACGAGUCCCUCAGUACCUACGUCUCCAACAGGAUUGUCACCUCGAUCAUGUGCCGGAAUGCAUCGAACCAUCAUCAGCGAACGACUUCUCAGCCCCCGCGGGCGGCUAUCUGCUGGACUACGCCAGUCGAAUUACCCUCGAGCAAUGUCGCUGAAAGCGGAGCAUUAUCCAUCGUCCCAAUUCCAGUACCACAGGAUCCUGGGGCCCAGAGUAGUCGAUUUACGCAUGCGAGCUACCCCGUUUCAACAUCCUUGACAGUCCACCCUGAGGACGAUAGGAGGCCUUCCAUCGUAAGCCAACCUCGGUACCGCUAUAGCGAGGCUCAUGCUAUAACGCAGAUCAACGGUCAACGAGUUCAGCUACUCCAUGGCGUCCCUGUUCCGAUUACCCAAGCCAGCCUUCCUUUCCGGAGUUACUACCCUGAUCCACCCCUAAACACUUUAACACCUCACUACAACGGGGUCGCGCAGGGUCGCGCUUCUGAUCACAUCACGUACCCAUGUAUUGCACUUUCAUCACCGAACACCGGUACUAUGUUGCCUCAUACGGUGGGAAACCAAUACCCAUUAGGGUACCCGCAGGACAACAGGAACGUUUCAACAUUUGGCGAGCCAUCAUUCGUUCAUCAUACCACCACUCGACCUACGACACCAUAGUACCUUGAGUCCUAGUUCAAAUGUCUCAUUAUGGUCGGCCCCUCCAAACCCCGUCGUGUUCCCACUUCAGGGGCGGCACCUUUCGGAUCAUCUGGACAGAGGGAACUUCCCUACAUCUUUAGAAUGGACGACAAGCCCAGCUUGGUCUA